Messenger RNA from Daphnia carinata, 3894 nucleotides. RefSeq lists its product as uncharacterized. Bases 111 to 3851 code for a protein of 1246 amino acids. NCBI's taxonomy places the organism in Eukaryota, Metazoa, Arthropoda, Branchiopoda, Diplostraca, Daphniidae. The transcript has 8 exons. The record is from RefSeq and is a predicted model, not a curated record.
AGACAUCAGUCUUUUGAAUUCCAUUGGUAGUUGAGUUUUGUUUUUGAUUCAAGUGAGUUUCACAGUCGGACAUCCGGACGGAUCACGACGUCCAGAUCAACAGCUCAUCGAUGGAUCUUACGUUAAUUAUCUUUUUGGUGCUAGCCAACAGCGAUGUGCGGACUUCUCCAAUCGGUUUUAUCGGAUGGCCGCAAGAUGCGAUCAAUACUGGAACGGGAAGUAUAUGGCACGUUUUCCGGCAGGUACACGCUUCCGAAGUGGCCAGUCGGCAAUUUCUGUCGUCAUCAAGAACACCGUCGGCCAAAGUAGCCGAGACGACAAAAAUCAUCCCGAAAGAAGAACGAAGUAGAUCGUACGAGCCUUCAUUCACCAUCAUCAGCCGAAUCAAGUCACCUAUGGAGCAAAUGCUGGCCUUAAUUCCAGCGCGACCCAGCUGGACGCCGGGUUUCCUUGGCCGUCGAACGGAAGCAAUCUCCACCCGCAAAGAAGAGUCAUCCAGCCGGACGUCUUCUUUGAACGGCUUGGCUCCCUGGUCGUCGCACAACGCCAGCAAUUUAUUAAUUAUUGGCGAAGCGGAACCGGUCGUCGAUGAUCAACGGCACGUGGAGACUUCAAGAAAAAGCGCCGGCCUCUUCACAGUGGAGAAAGGCAUGGUGAGAUACCGGGGUUCUCAGCGGGGGGAAGAUCUGAACGGAAACGGCCACUACCCUCCCGAAUCGCCUUCGACUUUUGGUCUGUGGGAAAUGUUGAAACUGCGUCGACCGCAGAAAUGGGAAGCGCUAAACAAGUUAUUACCAAGCCAGUCUACCACAGAGAGAGAGCCAGCCAUUGAGCCAACAACGACGUCGACGACGCCGUUCAGCUGGAACACCGAACAAGCCAAGAAUGAAUCCCAUCAUUGGCUGGAGAACGUCGACUCUCUUACGCUAACGGAGAUCAACAGCCGGACGGAAGAAGCGUCUACCAUCUUACCCACAACUAUUGCCAGCAUAACCGACAGCCAGGAACAACCGGACGCAACAACGGACCGUAACGCGAGCUCAUCUGAAGAUUCCGGUUCGAUCCCCACUACCAGGCCAUCACCAAUAGCUUCUCAUCAACUAAACAGCAGCGGGUUGGUAGUGCGCAUCGACGAGUCGAUAUAUUACGCCGUAACGGAUUCAUUUACAGAUAACGGGACCAUCGUUUUCAAACGUUUCCAAACGAACGGAGCCAAUCAAUCUGGUUGGAGUGAUUUGUCAGACAUCGAAGUCUAUUAUCCGGGUUUUGGUCAAGUUGCCAUAAACAAGCCAGCGCAGCUGAUUGUCUUCACGACCAUCGUAGCCAAUGUCGAUGAAAUACGAUCCCAACAACAAGAAUACGCAACAACUCAACCGGCACAGACGGGUACGAUGGGCGAACGUCCAACGGUACCGAUUGUUACGUCCACUUUGUCCCCGGUUGAAACCGAAACAAUCGCCUUUGACACUAAUCGGAAUGUCACAGUGGCAGAUAAUGAAGAAGAUGUCAAACAAGGAGCGGCCAACAUCGUUGCACAUCAAUUGCAAUCGUUGAGUCCCGUCUUCCGGAAAGUGGAUGAUGAUAAAUCAGCCGUAAAUAGCGUUGAACCCAAUUUGGACAAUGAAGCAGCAGACGUGGCAAUGAAUUUCGCCGUUUCGGCUCUCGUCAAUAACGUGACAGACGUGCCUACCAGUUCAACUGAAGAGCAAAUGACACCGCCCUUGUUAAAGACCUUGGAGAACCUGUUGCUGACCCACCUGUUGCCACCCAUCAGCUCCUCUUCUUCCAUCUCUUCGUCGGUUGCUUCAUCGCCAGCCAUUUUUAACGUCACAUCCCCUUCGACGCCGAGUUCCACAACGGUUAGAACUGUCUACCAUUUCACGUCCGCCUCUCCCUCAACAUCUACCAGCUCUUCGACAACGUCCACGGCUAGCACGUCAGCGACAACAUCCACAUCAACCGAGUCCUAUUUCUCUUGGCUGUUGCAUCACGCAGCUUCUGCCGAACCCAUUCGAUCCAUCAACGAUUGGUCAUUUGCCUCGCAGUUGAUUGAACCCGCACGGAUGUCGCCUACCGAUCCAGCAUCACACUCAACGACCGUUGUACCAGAAGAAAUUAUUCAAGCCCCCGUACACUACGACCCGGCCAUUAACGCUGGCACAUUGUCAUCGCACUCGAUGAUCAUUCCAGCUCGAAGUUCGUCCAUUGUGCAAUCGUUGCCGUCACGCAAACCGAUUUCAGAACGCAUCGUCACGACUGACCAAUUCUCUUUAAAUGCCGUUACGGAUAAACGGCCCGUCUCGCAAACAAUCGCGUCUCCCAUACAAAUGUUUACGCUCAAACCGGAGGUCGAAGCCUCGAAGAUCGUCACAAACAAGCCAGUGAGUAAAAAGAAUAGCGGACUGGCAUCACUGAUUCUCGCCCAUACAUCGGCUCUAAUGUCCGGCAAGAAUUCGCCAUUCUCGAACGGGAAUCGACGCCCUUCUAAUUCAUCGGAUAAUCGACAAACAAAACGGAAUUCCCUGCCGGAACCAGCGCCUGUCACGGCCUCCGUUCACGUGAUUGUGGCCAGUCCGUUUCCCGAUGCGGAACAAGAAGAACAACUUCGCCAACGAUCUUUAGAUUCUCGCGUUCGAAACAAUAACAAAAAUGCAAUCAAAACAGGGAAUUCUUCGUGGGCUUUUCCUUCCUUUAGUCAGUUGAUUGAAUCUCCCGAAUUAUUGCUAAGUAAUGUGGCUUCUUCGAAUGCUUCAAUCAUCCGGGCAGUGAACUCGGCUCCGAUCUCAUCGUUCAACGGCAACACGAAUGACGAUCUACCAUCGCUACCACGAUUUUCUUGCGGAGGUCAAUCAUCGUCCGACGAACUGGUUCUAACCAACCCGAACUACCCAAAUCCAGACGAUGAUGCCGGGAAUUGUGGCUUUCGUCUCCUCGUCAAUUCGAAUCACGUCUGUCAGGUGAGGGUCGAAUUUCGGGAUGGCCGGAUGUUGCUGCCCAGGAAAGGAAACUGCGUUCAUCAGUAUUUGACCGUCUCCCAAUCAACGAGCGGCCGUGUUCCAUCGGUGGUAGAAAACAAGUUCUGCGGAUUCAAUACAGAUCAACACUUUUACGUGGAAUUGGCCGAAUCCGGAACGAAUUCGCGUCAUGUCGAUUUCAAAGUCAAUACUAAAGCUGCUGGUUUUCCUUACCGAUAUUCGAUGAUCGUCAAUCAGAUCAAUUGUGAUUUGCCCAGUCCGGAUAAAGCACCGACUGGAUGUUUCCAGUACUUCAACAGCCGAUCUGGUGUGAUUAAGAGUUUCAAUUUUGAGGGCGGUCAGUACUGGAACAAUCAAAACUACCGUAUUUGUAUCCGAUCCAUCAGCGAUUCGUGUACGCUGUCUCUGUCCAGCACAGAAGGAGAUUUCGGCAUUCAGAAAGCCAUUUCUCGACGUGUUCCUGCCAAAAGGGCCGGCGUUGGAAUCAAGGCUUGUCCUCGUGAUUACCUGUUGAUUCCUGGAACAGUCCAGUCGGAAGAGAAAAGCCAAUCGGGAGAAAGCAACGAUCGAUAUUGUGGUUCCAAAUUCAGCGAUCGUCCUGGCGAUUUCCGUCACAGAAUCGUUUUGGCCCGGAUGCAGAACGACGUUCACAUGAUGACAUUCCGCGCUGGAGUGCCACAACAUUACAACGCGAGCCAUCACGGUCCAGGAUUCCGCAUCGAUUUCGAGCAAAUCAACGAAUGUCGUGAUUUGCCAAUCAACUUAAACAUGAAGAUCAAUGGCACUGAAUCGGCAACACUUGAAGAAGAUGAUGAUUAUUACGAUGAAGAAGCUACAGUUAAGGAUGUCGUAAGAAGCAAGAUGUCGUUCGAGUGAGUGAUGAUUUUUUAAAUCACUCGUUUCUUUUUUUGUCACCUGU